CCGGCCGGUCCGGCCGUCUGACCUUCCAGGGCCACCGCGGGGGUGCGGGCGCGGCCGGAGCGCGGGCCCCGGACCGACCCUCCGCAGCCUCCCUGCCCAUUCCCCCUGCGCCCUGCGCCCUGCUGCUCCCCGCUCCGUGACCGCCGCCGCCCCGCCGCGGCCCGGCACCGCCCCGGCCGGCGGAUGUCGGGGGCUAUCUUCGCGCCCCUGGAGGGUCCGGGCAUCCUGGACGCGGCGAGCGGACACCCGCUCGUGUGCCCGCUGUGCCACGCGCAGUACGAGCGCCCGUGCCUGCUGGACUGCUUCCACCACUUCUGCGCCGGCUGCCUGCGCGGCCGCGCCGCCGACGGCCGCCUGGCCUGUCCGCUGUGCCGACACCAGACGGUGGUGAAAGGCCCCAGCGGGCUCCCCCCGGUGGACCGGCUGCUGCAGUUCCUCGUGGACAGCUCCGGGGACGGCCUGGAGGUGGUGCGCUGUGCCAACUGCGACCUGGAGUGCGGCCAGCAGGACGCCGAGACCACGUACUUCUGCAACACGUGCGGGCAGCCGCUGUGUGCGCGCUGCCGCGAGGAGACGCACCGGGCCCGCAUGUUCGCGCGCCACGACAUCGUGGCCCUGGGCCAGCGCAGCCGCGACGUGCUCCAGAAGUGCGCGCUGCACGCGGAGCCCUACAUCAUGUUCUCCACCGACAAGAAGUCGCUGCUGUGCAUCCGCUGCUUCCGGGACCUGCAGGGGGAGAGCCGAGCCCACUGUGUGGACCUGGAGUCGGCCUACGUGCAGGGCUGCGAGCGGCUGGAGCAGGCGGUGCUGGCCGUGAAGGCCCUGCAGACGGCCACGCGGGAGGCCAUCGCGCUGCUGCAGGCGAUGCUGGAGGAGGUGCGGCGCAGCGCGGCGGAGGAGGAGGCCUCCAUCCACUCCCUGUUCGGCAGCUUGCAGGACAAACUGGCGGAGAGGAAGGCGCUGCUGCUGCAGGCUGUGCAGAGCCAGUAUGAGGAGAAGGACAAGGCCUUCAAGGUGCAGCUCUCCCACCUGGCCACUCUGCUGCCCACCCUGCAGGUUCACCUGGUCAUCUGCUCCUCCUUCCUCAGCCUGGCCAGCAAGGCCGAGUUCCUGGACCUGGGCUAUGAGCUGAUGGAGAGGCUGCAGGGCAUCGCCACGCGGCCGCACCGCCUCCGGCCGGCGCAGAGCAGCAAGAUCGUCAGCGACCACCGCGCCGAGUUCGCUCGCUGCCUGGAGCCGCUGCUGCUGCCGCCGGGGCCGCGCCGCGCUGCGGGUGCCGGGGGCGGCCCCAGCCCGCUGGCAGGGGUCUCAGGCCCCAAGGUGCUGGUGCCCAGCUGCCCCUCCCCGGUGGGGAAGAUGUUGGGGUCCCCGGUCCAGAAGCCCACGCUGCACCGGUCCAUCGGCACCAAGGUGCUGCUGGCGGAGGGCGAGGACACGCCCUUCCUGGAGCACUGCCGCCACUAUGAGGACUCGUACCGGCGCCUGCAGGCGGAGAUGCAGAGCCUGAAGGACCAGGUCCAGGAGCUGCACCGGGACCUCACCAAGCACCACUCGCUCAUCAAGGCCGAGAUCAUGGGAGACAUCCUCCGCAAGGCCCUGCAGGUGGACGCGCAGAUCGCCUCGGAGUACGCCUCCGUGGAAGGGAUGAGAGCAGCCUUCCAGGAGAUGUGGGAGGAGUCCUACCAGCGGGUGGCUAACGAGCAGGAGAUUUACGAAGCCCAGCUCUAUGACCUCCUCCAGCUGAAGCAGGAGAAUGCCUACCUGACCACCAUCACCAAGCAGAUCACACCCUACAUCCGCUCGAUUGCCAAGGUGAAGGAGCGGCUGGAGCCCAGGUUCCAGGCGCCCGUGGACGAGGAGUCAGAGCAGCUCCAAGACCUGGGCGACGACAGCGCGAGCGACGAGGCCCAGGCCAGGAGUGACCCAGUGUGUGGGGCGGACAAGAGGGAGAAGACCUCGGAGCCGAGAGGAAACAGCCGGACCCCGCACAGCCUCACGGAAGAGCCUCCCCUGCAGAACAAAGAUCCUCAUAGACCCAAAGCGAGAAACGGGGGUGACGUCCCCCCACGGAGGGAGCGCCCCACCUAGCAGAUGGGGCUGGUCCCAGGGGCGUGGGCCUGUAAGAAAAGCGCGCUCCCACCAUGAUGUUUCACAGGGUGAAGGGGGAUCGCUUAUCGGCAGUAAAACCCAGAAACUCACGGGUCCUCAUUUCAGUCCCGUGUUCACGUGGCACAAAGUCUUGGCUCUCAUCACGGUGACAGGGGACGAGUCCUAGGCCACAUGGUUGUUCAAUGAAGAGACACCCAGCUCAGCCGGUGUGGCUCCGUGGUUGAGCAUCAAUCUAUGAACCAGGUCACAGUUUGAUUCCGGAUCAGGGCACAUGCCCAGGUUGUAGGCUCUGUCCCCAGUAGGGGGCGUGCAGGAGGCAGCCGAUCCAUGAUUCUCAUCAUUGCU
Messenger RNA from Eptesicus fuscus (big brown bat), 2454 nucleotides. RefSeq names its product ring finger protein 207 (gene RNF207). The transcript has 17 exons. The record is from RefSeq and is a predicted model, not a curated record. Gene Ontology annotation, cellular component: perinuclear region of cytoplasm. Bases 184 to 2088 code for a protein of 634 amino acids. NCBI's taxonomy places the organism in Eukaryota, Metazoa, Chordata, Mammalia, Chiroptera, Vespertilionidae. Gene Ontology annotation, biological process: regulation of cardiac muscle contraction; regulation of heart looping. Gene Ontology annotation, molecular function: transmembrane transporter binding; zinc ion binding; Hsp70 protein binding.